Messenger RNA from Dermacentor andersoni, 1093 nucleotides. Lineage: Eukaryota; Metazoa; Arthropoda; Arachnida; Ixodida; Ixodidae. The record is from RefSeq and is a predicted model, not a curated record.
CAUUGUUUUACUGUCUUCGUUCUGCACAAUAGCCGAGCUCACGGCAUCGCUUCUACUAACGCCUUUUCAUACUUCAUUAUUCCAGCUCUUCAACAAAGCCACAGGGUGAAAAUCAACCUCAUGUCGACAACAAAGCCAUUCGCUCAAAACAUUGAUGGUGUCCCAAGAGACCCGCAUUGAGACCCCUAAAGUCCUUAAAGGAACGUUGGAGUUCCGCGCACGAGAAGGCGAUCUAGUCCUACUUUCAUUUCCCAAAAGCGGAACGCACUGGGUCCUUUAUAUUGUGCAGCUUAUUCUAAAGAAAGGUCAACCCAUCACAAGUUAUGAUGAGUUCACACAAAACAUGAUUUAUCUGGGGGUGUCACACCCUGACGACGUGAAACCGAGCCUGCCACUGCGUGUGAUCUCAUCACAUUAUCCCUUGAGAAAUGAGUUAAUGAGCAGCGAGGCAAAGUACAUCUAUUUGACGCGGAACCCGUGGGACGUCUGCGUGUCAUUCUACCACAUGGUGACCAGUCUCAGCGCCUACCGCUUCCAAGAUGGCACAUUCGACCAGUUCGUCGAUGCUUUCCUGAGCGAGGACGUCGCAGGUAGCGGUAACUACUUCGAUCACGUGGUUUCCGGAUAUGAGCUCAAGGACAUACCCAGCGUGUUUUUCGUGACAUAUGAGAACUUGACGAAAGACACCCGAGGCACGGUUCUGAAGCUUGCGCGCUUCUUGGGAGACAGCUAUGCAGUAGAUUUGGUAAAGGAUAAUCGGUUGCUUAGUGAGUUGCUUGAACGAUGCUCGGCAGAUCACAUGAAAGAGGCGAUAGUCGCGGACCUCAGCACAAACUCAAAUCCUGGCAUCGACAAGGUGCUGCGGCGCCUUGACGAGAAUUCCAAAGAUGGACACAGCGGAGACAGAAAGAAGUACUGCCUCGUAAGAGAAGCCAAAGUGGGUGGGUGGAAGAGGUACUUUUCACGGGAACAGCUGCGGCGCUUGGAAGAAGCGAUAAAGGAGGUAGAAGAAAUAUCGCCGGUGAUGGAGCUUUGGAGCGAUAUACGAGAAGAGGGCACUGCGGCGUCAACUGACAAAUAAAAAAUAAAGGCG